AUGGUUAAGCACUUUAUAGUGAAUGCAAAAGACUUUUGCAAGGGCUUUAUUGACGACUUUUCAACUCGUUUAUUGAAGCACAUAGAAAGAUCAGAAAGGGCUAGAUCUCCAUUAUUCCAGUAUAAGAUGAAGAAGGACGAGACAGAAGUCGCACUGCGCCAGCACUUCGUUAGCAAACUGAAAGAAAAAAAAUCGAGGAAUGAAAUGAAUCAAGGUGCUAGGCAAGAAACGGCCUCCAAUUCAUCUUGCUCUAGUAAAGAAGAAGAAGAAGAAGAGUCUAUUCAACUAAAGGGUUUGAUAUGUAUUAUCUUCUCUUGGACUCUCAAAGAUGUACUAAAUGAGCACUUCUAUAGAGAUAAGGUACAGAGAAUACCUGAAACGUUCUCCUCGGAGGAGCAUUACUUAGAAUCAUUUUGUUGUCCUCUUCUUGCAGAAACACAUACUGAGCUGUUUUCAAGCAUAAAUAACAUUCAUCAAUCACCAACAUGUAAAAUAACAUCUGUUCACAAACACAAGGAUUUCAAAAUGCCGGGCUUUUUAGUUUAUGACAUUACGUUUGACGCACCAAAAGAUACUGGGAACAAGAACGAAAUAUACAAGCCCCAUCCUUCUGAUGUAAUUACUUUCACUCAUGUAAGGCCAGUGCGUUUUGGCUCACUUGAAAGAUCAUAUAUUCCUGCUUUUGUCCUGCACGUAUCUAGAUCUCCUACAGAGGAAAAAGAAAAAGAUAAUGACAAAACUUAUCUCGUUCAAAUUCUUGCAUCAAAACCCAUAAACAAGAAAACUUGUAUGCCUACUUAUGCUGUUUUUCUUAUAAACGUAACAACAAAUCGCCGUAUAUGGGAUGCUUUACACGACGGGAACUUGAACAUUGUUAAGGAGGUCUUGCAUGAGUACCAGGGUGGGGGUAAGUGCGGCAGUUGUUCUCAAGAAGUUAAACGUGUACCUGGAAAACAUUUAAGUAAGGAUUUACGUUCAUUCAAUUUAAACGAGUCACAACUUCAUGCAGUGCAUAGCUCUAUCAGGACAAGUGCAUGUAAUCAUAGAAACUCAAUUCAACUUAUUUGGGGACCUCCAGGAACUGGGAAAACAAAGAUUGUCAGUGCACUUCUUUGGGCAAUGUUAAAGAUGAAAUGCAGGACCCUAACAUGUUCCCCAACUAACAUUGGGGUUGUGGAAGUAUCCGCACGGCUCAUGAGCAUUGUUAGGCCAACACUACAACGUGGUUUUUAUGGGCUAGGAGAUGUAGUGUUAUUUGGUAAUAAGGAUCGAAUGAAGAUUUACGAUCGUUGUGACCUUCUUGAUAUAUUUCUAGAUGACCGUGUUGAAAAAUUGGCAAAGUGCCUUUCCUACAGAACUGGAUGGGGGAGUCAGUUAGAAGCUAUGAUCUUGUUGCUCCGAGAUUCAUCUCAGUAG
Messenger RNA from Papaver somniferum (opium poppy), 1416 nucleotides. RefSeq lists its product as uncharacterized. Gene Ontology annotation, molecular function: helicase activity. The coding region runs from base 1 to 1416 and encodes 471 amino acids. Lineage: Eukaryota; Viridiplantae; Streptophyta; Magnoliopsida; Ranunculales; Papaveraceae. The record is from RefSeq and is a predicted model, not a curated record. The transcript is spliced from 4 exons.